UUGGAGAACUCCAACUCCAUCACCAUGUUCUCCCGGACAGCUCGAGUUUUCGUUCCACAAUGCACGCAAGUGCGUGGAAUGGCAACAUUGAAGGAAAUUCGGCUGCGUUUAAAGUCUAUCACAAACAUCCAGAAAAUUACAAAAUCCAUGCAGAUGGUGUCGGCUGCAAAAUUUGCCAAAGCUGAGAAAGAACUUAAACCCGCAAGAGUUUAUGGAAAUGGAGCAAAGACUUUCUAUGCUGAAUCUGAGGUAACAGCUCCUGAAAAUGUGGAAGGCAAGGUCUUGUUGGCUAUGACAUCAGACAGAGGACUGUGUGGUGCUUGUCACUCAAACAUUGCCAAGAGCAUAAAAGCAGAAAUGGCUGAUGAAAAAACGGCAAACUCCGCCAAACUUGUACUGGUGGGAGAUAAGGCCAAGGCCAUUUUACAGAGGCCUUUUGCUAAAAACAUGUUGCUGUCAUUUAAUGAAAUUGGAAAGAAACCACCAUUGUUUCAAGAUGCUGCCACCGUAGCUCAGUCCAUCCUCGACUCUGGAUUUAAAUUUGAUGUCGCCAAUAUGUACUACAACACUUACAAAACGGUUGUUUCCUACGAGACGACAGAGCUGCCAUUAUAUACAGCCGAUACACUCUUUGCUUCGAAAAACAUCACACAAUACGAUAGUGUUGAUCAGGUAACCCUAGCCUGUUACAAUGAGUUUUCUAUGGCAAAUCUCAUCUAUUUUGGAAUGAAGGAAUCGGCUUGUAGUGAACAGAGCUCCAGGAUGACAGCUAUGGACGGUGCAAGCAAAAAUGCUGGUGAAAUGAUCGAUUCACUGACCUUGACCUUCAACAGGACAAGACAGGCCGUCAUCACCAGGGAACUUAUUGAAAUCAUCUCAGGUGCCGCUGCUCUUUAACGAGAAGAAAAUCACCAGCAUCAAUGUAUCUGGGAAAAUUUUAAUAGUGUUUAGAAAUUGCAUCACUGAACUAAGCAGUGUGACUAACUCUUUGUGGGUAAAUGAUUAUCCGUGGUUAAGGAACUGGAAACAACCAUCUGAUUUAUACUAGUGCUGGAAAUUUGUUUAUAAACAUUUAUUUAAAUGUGUGAUGUGUUGACAAGAUGAAAGAGCAGAAGUUGAUUUGUAAAAAAAAAUUAACGAAGUAAAGUUGACAAGUGUA
Molecule: messenger RNA, 1159 nt
Organism: Ylistrum balloti
Lineage: Eukaryota; Metazoa; Mollusca; Bivalvia; Pectinida; Pectinidae
Product: ATP synthase subunit gamma, mitochondrial-like
Exons: 7
Coding region: 25-897 (290 amino acids)
Biological process (GO): proton motive force-driven ATP synthesis
Molecular function (GO): proton-transporting ATP synthase activity, rotational mechanism
Source: RefSeq, a predicted model, not a curated record